Molecule: messenger RNA, 468 nt
Organism: Rotaria sp. Silwood2
Lineage: Eukaryota; Metazoa; Rotifera; Eurotatoria; Philodinida; Philodinidae
Source: the annotation of a GenBank genome assembly
AUGACAAAUAGUUUAACAUUUAAUUCAUAUGAAAAUGAUGAUGACGACAAACAUUUAUUAGAUAAUUAUCAAUAUUUAGCUGAGCGACGAUGUUUAAAACAACGUUUAUAUCAUACACCACUUACAUUAAGACGAAGUAUAUCACUUGAAGAUAGUUCAACUGAUAUUGACUUUAAUUUAUUAGAAAAACAAAAAGAUAAAUAUUCAUUAAAUUUAUCUCAAUCACAAAAUAAUCAAUUAAGUUCUUCAUUAAAUUCUCUUUGUCUUAAACUUCGACGAUAUCAAUUAUUACCUGAAUAUAAUGAAGAUAUUGCCAAAUCAUCAGAUCAACAUGAUUUUAAUUGGUGGAGAACAGCUGCUCAUUUAAGACCUAUUUUACAAAAAAUAAUUAUGAAACCGCCUAAAUUUAGUCAAAUAUCACUGGACGAAUGGACUACUCUGUUUGAAAAAAAGCGAAGAAAGGUAUAA